CGCAGCAUCGCCAGUCCAAUGCGGCGCGUCGAUACGAGCUUCGCGUCAGCGCUUUACCGCGCUCAUACAGCGAGACGGAGAGGAACGCGAGCCGGUUACCUGAGGCAUCUCAAACAGCUGAUUUGAAAGCGAGGACGCGGCUUGUACUUCGGAUGACGCUCGUGUUUACAUUAAAUGACGCACUCUCCUGCAGCCCUGUGACACAGUGAACCGGUUGUUUGCUUAUUGAGGGAUUUCAUUUCUCUUCACCAUGACUGCGCGUCCGCGUGUCGCGCGGCGGACUCUGGGCUGAACGCAUGAGCGCGGAUCAUGGAUAGCGCGUUGCCUUUCUGCUUCUUCUCUCAGUGUAACCAGCGCGUUUCUCGAUGGAUGAGGACAUAGAAUCCCGCAAGAUUAACAACAGCUUCCUCCGAGACCACAACUAUGCGACUGAAGCUGACAUCAUAUCAACAGUUGAGUUCAACUCUACAGGAGAGCUCCUGGCCACUGGAGACAAAGGUGGACGUGUGGUGGUCUUCCAGAGAGAGCAGGAGAGUAAGAACCAGCCUCAUCGGCGAGGCGAGUACAAUGUUUACAGCACCUUUCAGAGCCACGAGCCGGAGUUCGACUACUUGAAAAGUCUGGAGAUCGAAGAGAAGAUCAAUAAGAUCCGCUGGCUGCCUCAACAGAAUGCUGCGUAUUUUCUCCUCUCCACCAACGAUAAAACUGUGAAGCUUUGGAAAAUUAGCGAGCGAGAUAAACGACCGGAGGGAUACAACCUGAAGGAUGAAGAAGGACGAAUCCGGGACCCCUCCACCAUCACGGCUCUGAGGGUACCUGUGAUGACGCCCAUGGACCUGAUGGUGGAUGCAACACCUCGCCGCAUCUUCUCUAAUGCACACACCUAUCAUAUCAACUCCAUCUCAGUCAACAGCGACUAUGAGACGUACAUGUCCACAGAUGACCUGAGGAUCAACCUAUGGAACCUGGAGAUCACAAACCAAAGCUUUAACAUUGUGGACAUAAAGCCGGCCAACAUGGAAGAGCUGACGGAAGUGAUCACAUCAGCCGAGUUUCAUCCCAACCAGUGUAACACACUUGUGUACAGUAGCAGCAAGGGCUCCAUAAGACUGUGUGACAUGAGAGAAUCUGCACUGUGUGACAACCACUCCAAAUUGUUCGAGGAACCAGAAGACCCCAGUAAUCGCUCAUUCUUCUCAGAAAUCAUCUCCUCCAUCUCAGACGUAAAGUUCAGCCACAGCGGACGUUACUUAAUGACCCGCGACUACCUCACAGUGAAGGUUUGGGACGUCAACAUGGAGAACAAACCUCUGGAAACUUACCAGGUCCAUGACUACCUGAGAAGUAAACUGUGCUCACUGUAUGAGAAUGAUUGCAUCUUUGACAAGUUUGAAUGUGUCUGGAAUGGGACUGACAGCGUCCUAAUGACAGGCUCCUAUAACAACUUCUUCCGUAUGUUUGAUCGAAACACUAAGCGUGAUGUGACGCUGGAGGCCUCACGGGAGAACAGCAAACCCAGAGCCAUCCUCAAGCCGCGCAAAGUUUGUGUCGGCGGGAAACGGCGCAAAGAUGAGAUCAGCGUGGACAGCCUGGACUUCAGCAAGAAGAUCCUUCACACAGCUUGGCACCCCAGUGAGAACAUCAUCGCUGUGGCCGCCACCAACAACCUCUAUAUAUUUCAGGACAAGGUCAACUAGCGAGUAGCUCGGAUGUCUAACCACAGCAUCCUGAGGCGUUAAAGACUUGGCCUAUGAAAUUUGGACUCCAAACAAUGGACAGUUUCAAGAGAGCAGACUUUGCCUUCACAGCAGACUGUCUGUACUGCAUUGAAUCUUACCAAAUGUACAACUUGAUGGUGCACUGCAAACAACGGACAAUGACACUGGACUGCUUUUAUUUCUCUACCAAUGUUCUCCCUUGCUGUAGCUUUUGGUGGUUAUGCAGCGAAACUAUCCUUUUACAUUUCAGGUUACCGAAGGCCCUUCCACGUGACUCACCCGGCCUCUGCAGGAAAGCUGUAGUUACCAGGAAAUUAAAUGUGUGAAGCUUUAUUCUCAAAAACAUUUAACCCUAAAGGCCCGCAGUGAAUUGUAGAUUGAGCAAGGUACCGCCCACAUAUAACGUCUUGCUAAUUGUCCUGUAAUCUUUGGUUGACAGAAGUCAUGGCCCCGGUUUCACAGACAAAGCUUAGCCGAAGCAAAGACUACGCCUUUGUUAAAAUUAGGAUAUUUAAGUGGCUUUUAAUAAAAUGCCUUAAAUAAAAACAUUACUUGUGUGCAUCUUGAGACAAAACAAUGGCAAAGACAUUUGAAGUUAUGGCUGGGCAAGGCCCUAUUCACAUUUUGCGUCUUUUCCGCGCACAUAUUCGUUAUUUUAAAUGGAGACACGCUGCAGCCACGUGGAAAUAGGUGGCGACGUGGUCGCGACUCGCAUGUGGUGUGAUGCGCUCUUUCUUUCAUGAGCGUUAGCGCUGAAUCAAGAUUCUCAGCUUUUCAGAAAUGCGCAAGCGCAAUGGAAGUCAUGCGACAAGAACCAAACAGCCAAUAUAGACAAGCUCAAUGAAAAUGGAGACAAAGAUGAUCACAGCAGACUUUUGCAACAUAUUUUCGGUGCAUAUAACUGAACUCAACGGCUGCUUUGGAAAAAAAGAGAACAUCGUGUAGCUCACGUUUUCCGCGCAGUUUUAGACGUGAAAUGUGAAUCGGGCCCAAAACAGCUCUGUGAAACCGGGCAUUGAAGUUGAACUUAACCUAGGACAGAUGUUGUACCUUACAAUUUAGUAUCAAAUACAGUACAAACACUUAGGCGAGUCACAUGAAAGAGUCUUAAAGGGGUAGAUCACCCAAUAAUGACAAUUCUGUCAUCAUUUACUUACCCUCUUGUCAUUUCAAGCCUGUAUGACUUUCUUCAGCAGAACACAAAAGAUAUUUUGAAGAAGGUUGUUAGGAGAAUCCAAAAGUUGUACCUUUUGAAUUACAUAUGUUUGUGUGUCCAAACAAUAGAAGUGAAUAGAUACCGCCAUUGUUCGGUUACCAAUAUUCUUCAAAAUAUCAUCUUUGAUAAUUACAGAAUUUUCAAAUAUGGGUAAACUAUACCUAUCAAAACAACAGGAAAUGUUUCGAUGGACAGUAUUCAGCCACCGUCUGAUUCUAGGAUUGUGGCAGAACUGAGGAUGCCGAUGGCUAUGACCAUGCAUUGGCCAACUUUUCAGUUUAAUCUUUUAAGUAUUUUACUCCAUGAAGGUGCAUGCAUCAUUUCUGAAUCCAGCUGUUGGUUCAUUGAUGCAACAAACAUAGGAAUGCUGUCAAUGUAGCAAAUGUCCUAACGGUAUGCUUUUUGUUCUAAUUUUAUAAAGAAAAAUGGAAGAAAAAUCAUAAUAAAAAUGAGGAAGAACAAAUUUCGU
Molecule: messenger RNA, 3403 nt
Organism: Triplophysa dalaica
Lineage: Eukaryota; Metazoa; Chordata; Actinopteri; Cypriniformes; Nemacheilidae
Gene: ppp2r2bb
Product: protein phosphatase 2, regulatory subunit B, beta b
Exons: 9
Coding region: 366-1697 (443 amino acids)
Biological process (GO): peptidyl-serine dephosphorylation
Cellular component (GO): protein phosphatase type 2A complex; cytosol
Molecular function (GO): protein phosphatase regulator activity; protein binding
Source: RefSeq, a predicted model, not a curated record